GUCAAAAUUCAAGAUGAAUUACGAUGGAAGACUUUCAAGCAAAUGUGUCUCUCUUUAUGAAGAACUGCGUCUAACGAGGAGACUUAACGACGCUGUUAUCAAAAUAGACAAUGCUGAAUUUCAUGUCCAUAAAAUCAUCCUAUGCAACUGCAGCCCGUACUUUGGAGCCCUCUUCCUACGUUGGUCAACCCCAGGCCAGAUGAUCUACGUCAUACAUGGUCUGACGCCUCACUUAAUGCAGCUCUUCAUUGAUUUUGCAUACACCGGCUCUGUGUCAGUAACAGAGGACAAUGUACAGGACUUGUUAGUGGCAGCUGAUAAGUUCAAUGUCAUAGGAAUUGUUCAAACCUGCAGCACAUUUCUAACAGAGCAGCUCUGCCCAGAGAACUGCAUCGGCAUCUGGCAGUUCACGAAGAACUGUCACACCCCGGAGCUGCAGCUCAAGGCCUACCAAUACAUCCUUUACCACUUUGAGGAAGUUGCAACCGCUGAUGAGUUGCGGCAACUCUCUAUGCCGGACUUCUGUGACAUCCUUGACAGAGAUGACCUGAUAGUGAAAAAGGAAAAUAUAGUUUAUGAGGCCAUCCUACACUGGAUUGGACAUGCACCUUGGGAGCGAGGCAGAAACCUUGCAGUCCUCUUAGCAAAAGUUCGUCUAGCUCUGACCAGUCAGGAGUACAUCACCAUCAACGUGUUGUCCAAUCAGCAGGUGCAGAACAGCCGGGAAUGCCUGGACAUGGUUGCUUUUGCAGCCCGAGUGAUGCGACACAUGACAACACACUCGGUGUCCGGAUAUUGCAACCUUGUCGCCCGUCCUCGCUUACCGUCUGCCAUCCUGCUGGCGAUCGGAGGCUGGAGUGGCCCGAGUGCAACAGACUGCAUUGAGGCCUACGACGUGCAUGCCAACUGUUGGGACUACCUGUUUGAUAAAAUGGAUCAACCCCGUGCUUACUGCGGUGCUGCCUUCCUCAACGACUCCAUCUACUGUCUGGGUGGCUUUGAUGGAGCAGAGCAUUACAACACGGUCAGCCGCUUUGACCUGAACACGGGCAUCUGGCAGGAAGUGGCGCCCAUGCACUAUCGUCGCUGCUAUGUGAGCGUAACUGUGCUAAACGGAUGCAUCUACGCAUUAGGGGGUUUUGAUGGACAUGUAAGACUAAAGACUGCAGAGUACUACAGACCCGAGACCAACCAGUGGACUUUUAUUGCCAGUAUGCACGAACAACGGAGUGAUGCCAGCUGCACGGCCCUAAACGACAAGAUUUAUGUGUGUGGUGGCUUUAAUGGAAACGAACCCUUGCAAACAGCAGAGUAUUACUGCCCAGAGACCAAUGAGUGGACCAUGAUUGCUCCAAUGAGCAGCCGUCGCAGUGGUGUUGGAGUCAUUGGUUUUGCUGACCAUAUUUAUGCGGUUGGAGGUUUCGAUGGUGAAAUACGUCUGACCAGCGCUGAGGCCUACAACCCGCGGUUGAACAACUGGAUAAUCUUGCCCCACAUGCAAUGCCCAAGAAGCAACUUUGGCAUUGAAGUCGUUGAAGAUUGCCUCAUUGUUGCAGGGGGGUACAAUGGCGUCUCCACAACCAGCCACGUUGAGUACUAUGACCUAACAACUGGUUUGUGGUCUCCGGCCAGUGACAUGAGGAUCUCUCGUAGUGGCUUGACUUGCUGUGUGAUGACCGGACUCUGCAACAUGACUAAAUGCGCUGUUGUUCGAAACAAUCUACCGUUGCUCUUCUUGGAAGACGAUGUGACAGAAAUGGACGAUGACAUCUGAAAGCCUGAAAAGUGCUCUGGAAUAAACCAAAAAGACAGCAGCAAAAUGACAAAUAUGCUGCUUCAUCUAUUUUAUUCUGUUAUUUUCUUGUAAAAUAUAGAAUUU
This is a messenger RNA of Doryrhamphus excisus (bluestripe pipefish), 1879 nucleotides long. Its product is annotated as kelch-like protein 10. Gene Ontology annotation, molecular function: protein binding. Lineage: Eukaryota; Metazoa; Chordata; Actinopteri; Syngnathiformes; Syngnathidae. The record is from RefSeq and is a predicted model, not a curated record.